Exserohilum turcica Et28A is the source of this 2193-nucleotide messenger RNA. RefSeq names its product glycoside hydrolase family 43 protein. Gene Ontology annotation, biological process: carbohydrate metabolic process. Gene Ontology annotation, molecular function: hydrolase activity, hydrolyzing O-glycosyl compounds. The transcript has 2 exons. Bases 1 to 2193 code for a protein of 730 amino acids. The record is from RefSeq and is a predicted model, not a curated record. Lineage: Eukaryota; Fungi; Ascomycota; Dothideomycetes; Pleosporales; Pleosporaceae.
AUGCGUCCCUUCUACCUCCCCAUCUACGCAUGGGGUCUGUGGUCCACAGCCUCUGCACAAUCAGGUGCUGCCAACUCGCGGGCCCUGCAGGCUCUGAGUAGUAUUACAAUCACCAACCUUGGAGACGUACGCGGAAACAUCAACCUGCCAAACACAUCGGGCGACUUCAAAGUCACCUGGACAAGCAGCAACCCAUCAGUCAUAUCGAAAGAUGGCAUCGUAAAGCGACAGAGUUUCACAACCGCGGUCAGCCUCACAGCCGUCAUAGACCAAGAUGGAGUGACUUCGAACCGCACCUUCAACGCCAAUGUGCGCCAAGCGGUUGCACUCGACCCGUUCCAAGGCUACGCCUUUGCCUACUUCACAGGCAACUCCAUAGCCGGCGAGAAAAUCUACAUGGCAGCCAGCCAGGGCAACGACGCCCUGAAAUGGAAAGAGUUGAAUGGCGGACAGCCCGUCCUGGCCUCGACUCUCGGCACAAAGGGACUCCGUGAUCCUUUUGUCAUCCGAUCACCCGAGGGCGACAGGUUUUUCCUGCUCGCCACUGAUCUCUCCAUUGGAUCCGGCACUUCGUGGGGCGACUCAGUUCGAUUCGGCAGUCUCUACCUCGAGGUGUGGGAAUCCAACGACCUCCAGACUUGGUCAAAGCAGCGCCAUGUCAAGGUUUCUCCUUCGACGGCUGGAAACACAUGGGCUCCCGAGGCCUACUACGACACUGACCUGGGCUCCACAUACCACCGCAUGCUCUACGUGACCACGCGAGACUUUGUCACGUUCAGCGAACCCAAAAUCUGGCAGGACGCUGGCAUGUCGCGCAUCGACACCACCGUCAUAAAGGACGGAAACACCUUCUACCGCUUCACCAAGGACGAGGGAGGCACAGGCACCAAGUGUGCGGACAUUAUCGAGGAAAGCUCAUCAUCUCUUCUCGCUCCUGUCAGCUCCUGGUCCCAGGUUGCCGUGUGCAUUGGCCGUAACGCUGGAACCAGCGCCGUUGAGGGCCCGACUGUGUUCAAGGCAAACCCAGGCGACGUGAACGGUCAGAAGUUCUACCUCUUUGUCGACGAGUACGGUGGCCGUGGAUACAUUCCACUGGAGAGCCAGAGUUUGUCAAAGCCAACCUGGAAAGUCUCAUCUUCCUACUCUCUGCCGCGUAGCCCACGCCACGGAACCGUGAUUCCUGUCACAGCCAAGGAGCUCGCUGGUUUAAAUUCGGCAUUAGGACGCCGUGGAGCGCCAGUCGCUGUCCGUGAGCGCACUCGUCUGCGCCCCCGAACCGGAAGCCCCGUACUCAAAGGGCUGUAUGCGGACCCCAACAUUGCAGUCUUUGGCGACACCUACUACAUCUACGCCACGACCGACGGAUUCGCCGGCUGGGGCGGCCAAGUCUUCUACGUCUGGAAAUCGCGCGAUCUAUCUUCGUGGACGCGAUCCGAGAAGCCUUUCUUGACGCUGAACGGCACCGAUGGAAACGUCCCUUGGGCAACUGGCAACGCGUGGGCUCCCACCAUCAUCGAGCGCGGAGGCAAAUACUACUUCUACUUUAGCGGCCAGAACUCCAAGUACAACCGCAAGACCAUUGGUGUUGCCGUCGCCUCCUCCCCCGACGGCCCCUUCACCGCGCAACCCGAAGCCAUGAUCCUCAACAACGAGGCCAUCACCACGGGGCAAGCCAUCGACCCCGCCGUCUUCCGCGACCCGACAACCGGCAAAUACUACAUCUUCUGGGGCAACGGCACACCCGCUCUGUACGCCGAACUCGCCGACGACAUGGUCUCCCUCAAGAGCGGAACAACGCGCGCCAUCAGCGGACUCACCUCCUUCCGCGAAGGCAUCUUCGUCAACUACCGCAAGGGGCUCUUCCACCUCACCUACUCGAUCGACGACACGGGCUCGGAGAACUACCGCGUCGGCUACGCCACCUCGACCAGCGUCGACGGGCCCUGGACCUACCGCGGCGUCAUCCUGCAGAAAAACGCCACCCUCGGUAUCCUGGCUACGGGCCACAGCUCCAUCGUCAACGUCCCGCGUACAGACGACUGGUACAUUGCGUACCACCGCUUUGCCAUUCCCAAUGGCGACGGUACGCAUCGCGAAACGACGAUUGAUCGCGUAUACUUUGAUGACAAGGGGUUUAUCAAGCCUGUCGUUCCUACGCUGACGAGUGUAGAGCCGGAGGUUGUGCCCAAGUAG